CUUAAUAAAGGCUACUUCUUACCGUUAAAGCGCGCGUAUAGUAAUACUAUCUUAGUUUUAGUAUGUAAUCGUAUCUACUAUAUUAGUAAAGAAACCUAUCUACUAGCGUUUAAAAAGGCCUAUUAUAAGGCUAUCAUACUAGAUAAUAUUUAUAGAGAGUUUUAA
Molecule: messenger RNA, 165 nt
Organism: Bipolaris sorokiniana ND90Pr
Lineage: Eukaryota; Fungi; Ascomycota; Dothideomycetes; Pleosporales; Pleosporaceae
Exons: 1
Source: RefSeq, a predicted model, not a curated record